AUGAAUAAAGGAAGCUCGCACAUUCGAAUUUGCAGUGGAAUGUCUUCAUGGGAUUAUUUAGUUUCUUUGUCAAGAGUUAUUUUUGGAAUAGUAUAUUACACCAGAAACACCACAAAGUUCGCUUUACUUGAAUGUGUGGCACAGUUGACGGUUCUUAUUAAUCACUCAUUCUGGUGUUUAACGCUGGGUAACACAGUUAUUUGUGGCUUAACCCGGCGUUUCAACAGAGUGUAUCCUGUGCUGCGCUGCAUUAUCGACUGCACAGAGGUUUUUAUCGAAAGACCAAAAUCUUUGGAGCUUCAAGCACAAACCUGGUCAGAUUACAAAAGCCAUAAUACAAUUAAAUUUUUAAUUGGAAUUUCUCCUACUGGUUUCAUCACUUUCCUGUCAGAUUGUUAUGGUGGUCGAACGAACGAACGCAUUUGUGAGGAUAGUGGGUUUUUUGAUGCGCUGGAAAGAGAGGAUGAAAUAAUGGCAGACAGAGGGUUCCAAAUAAAAGAAGAUCUACUUUUAAGAUUUUGUAGUUUAAGUGUUCCACCAGGUGCUAGAAUAAAAGCGCAAAUGACCACUGAAGAAUGUAAACGUACUAAAGAUGUUGCAAAUUUGCGGAUUCAUGUUAAACGAGCAAUUAAUCGCAUAAAAACGUUUCGCAUUCUCAAGUAUGUGUUACCAAUCACCAUGCUUCAACAUGCUGAUCAUAUUGUUCCAACCUGUGCUGCUCUGUGCAAUUUAACGCCACGCCUCAUGCAAGCAAAAUAA
Hydractinia symbiolongicarpus is the source of this 759-nucleotide messenger RNA. RefSeq lists its product as uncharacterized. NCBI's taxonomy places the organism in Eukaryota, Metazoa, Cnidaria, Hydrozoa, Anthoathecata, Hydractiniidae. The transcript has 5 exons. The coding region runs from base 1 to 759 and encodes 252 amino acids. The record is from RefSeq and is a predicted model, not a curated record.